Molecule: messenger RNA, 1221 nt
Organism: Naegleria fowleri
Lineage: Eukaryota; Heterolobosea; Eutetramitea; Acrasida; Naegleriidae
Exons: 2
Coding region: 1-1221 (406 amino acids)
Biological process (GO): D-serine catabolic process
Molecular function (GO): D-serine ammonia-lyase activity
Source: RefSeq, a predicted model, not a curated record
AUGAAUCAAAAGCUUUCUUCCUUGUUGCUGCCUCUCAGCUUGCACAAUUUUAUCGGAAGACCAUUGCAUCUGGUUCCAACUCCUUGUUUGCUGAUUGAUGAAAAGGCUUAUGAGCGAAAUUUGAUGUUAAUGAAAAAUCGUGCCAAAGAGUUGAAUGAGAUGGUCAUGACCCGAGCACAUUUUAAAGCACACAAGUGCCCGGCAAUUGCAAAAGAUCAAAUCGAAAGAGGAGGUGCAAUUGGAGUUUGUUGCCAAAAAUUAAGUGAAGCUGUUGAAGCUCUAAAAGCAGUGGAUGAUGUUUUAAUUUCGAAUGAAGUAGUUAAUGUUGAUAAAUUGAGAGUUAUUAGAAAUAUGAACGAAAUAUCAGGGAAAACUAUAUCGCUAUGCGUUGACAAUGAACAAAUUGUGACUUUAAUAGAUAAAAUCAUGGCUGAAAGCAAUGAGCCAAAUCAAAAGCUUCAGCUUGUAGUGGAGUACAAUGUUGGUCAAAACAGAUGUGGAACCAAUUCCGAAGAAGAAACUUUGAAAUUAAUCAAACUUAUCGAAAAAUGUAAACACGUUGAAUUUAAAGGACUGCAAUGCUACAAGGGUGCCAAUCAACACAUUGUCAAAUACGAAGAUAGAAAAGAAGCAGUAGCCAGAGUUGUUGAAAAAGUUAAAAGAUUAUUAGAUUAUCUUUCUCAAAAUGGAGUUUUUGUAAAAUAUGUGACAGGAGGUGGAACUGGCACAUUUGAGUUUGAAGCAUCUAGUGAUGUAUUCACAGAAAUCCAACCUGGUAGUUAUUUAUUUGGUGAUGCAGAUUAUGGAAAAAUUUUGACAAGCUCCAAUGGAAAAACCAUGUUGGAAGAUGAAUCAGCCUUUUCUCAAAGUCUUUACAUUCUUACCACAAUAGUGAGCAAAGUGCCAAAUACUCGAAUUGUGGUGGACGCAGGUCUCAAAGCUUCUUCGUUGGACAGUGGAGUUCCAAUCAUUGCAGAUGCUGAACAUCGAAAAAUACUGUCGAACUACAAACCUGGUGGUGAUGAACAUGGUAUUUUCGAAGCUCACUCAGAAAAAGCUCAAGAGUUAAUUAAUUCACUUAAUGUUGGAGAUGUAUUGAAAUUAAUUCCUGGCCACGUAGAUCCCACCUUUAACAUGUAUGACAUGGUUGCAUUUUUCAAUCCUGAUAAUCAUUUAAUCACUCGAGUAGAAUCUAUUACCGCACGAGGCCCAGGAAUUUAA